Alternaria atra is the source of this 900-nucleotide messenger RNA. RefSeq lists its product as uncharacterized. The transcript is spliced from 2 exons. The coding region runs from base 1 to 900 and encodes 299 amino acids. The record is from RefSeq and is a predicted model, not a curated record. Lineage: Eukaryota; Fungi; Ascomycota; Dothideomycetes; Pleosporales; Pleosporaceae.
AUGAAGCUCUCUAUCCUCGCCGGUGCCGUCAUUGCGCAGCUAGCCUCCGCUCACUAUUUCUUCGACGUCUUGGUCGUCGACGGCCAGGAGUCCAAGAGCCACGAGUUCAUCCGGGAGAACACUCGUCCCGAGAAGUACAAUCCCACCAAGUGGAUCAACACCCGAGACAACAUGACUCCCGACAUGGACGACUUCCGCUGUAACAAGGGUGCUUUCGAGUCCGCUGGUCGUACCGGAGUAAAGGAGGUCGCAGCCGGCACCAAGAUGGCCAUGAAGCUCGGUGUUGGCGCUACCAUGAAGCACCCUGGUCCUGCUAUGGUCUACAUGUCCAAGGCGCCUAACUUCGUCAAGGAUUACGAGGGUGAUGGCGAGUGGUUCAAGAUCUUCGAGUCGGGUGUUUGCGACCCCAGCAAGGACUUCUUGGGUACUGCCUGGUGCACUUGGGAUAACGACAGGAUUGAGUUCACUGUCCCUGCUGAGGUUCCUGAGGGCGAGUACUUGAUUCGUUCUGAGCACGUUGGAAUCCACGGUGCUCACGGUGGCGAGGCUGAGUUCUACUACGGAUGCGCUCAAGUCAAGGUCACCGGUGGCGGCAACGGCACCCCUGGCCCUACCGUCAAAUUUCCCGGCGCAUACAAGCGGGACGACGAGUCGUUCAACUUCAGCAUCUGGGGUGGGUACAAGGAGUACCCCAUGCCCGGCCCAGCUGUCUGGACUAGCGGCAACAACGGUGGUGCUCAGUCUCCUGCUCAGACUCCCACCGAGGAGACCACUUCGCCCGCGCCUUCUUCUGAGCCUAUUACCAGCGAGGCCAUUGCGCAUAACGCUGAGAACUGCAACGGAGGCAAGACUAAGCGCGGUCGCCGUGCUUUCCGUGAGUCUCUUCUUCGCAAGGAGUAA